AUUAAGCGCGGACGAUUACAAAUCUCGCCAUAAAACGAAUCCAAUAAACGAUCAAAUCGAUGUUACGAAACCGUUUCAUUUCGAUUUGUUCUCGACUCCCUUCUCGUCUCGACUUGCAAGAUAAACGUAAGGCGGAGCCGUUCAAUUGUCAUAUAUAAGUAUGGCUGUGAUGCGCUGUUUGAUGGUGAUGGCCACGUUAGCGUUAUGCAACGCAGCGCCACCAGUAACGAAUUCUUUGGUGAACCUUGGCAAGAUGGAUAUCGCGUUUUAUAUCGACACAAAACCACAAGAUGUAAGGGGCUCUCCACUUAUCAAGCAGCGGCUGUCUGGAGUUCCAAGUGAGCCCUGUGCCUGCAUGGGGCUUACAUCUGCACGUGACACCAACCCACUACCAGAUAUAAUGACAAGACUCCUCCGCAAUAACGAUAUUUUUCCAUUUAACAAGCCUGCAAUGUCACCACUCUGUUGCGACUCUCAUGAACAGCUAAGGGAGGAAUCUAUAAUACUCGAGAUGGGUCCUCAGCAACGCAUUGGAUCUGGUGCCAGUUUGCCGGCUGCUGCGCUGCUGGACGCACUGGUAUCUGCGCCGGGCCUAUUUCCUCAAGAUCCACACCCACGCUCUAAUCCCAUAGAGCUCCUCAUCUUUCCAAGCAAAAAGGAAGUUAAAUUUCCAGAAAUAAAAAAAAAUAAGUUGUCUAAAGACGGCAUUAAGGCAGUUGGUGAUCGUGAGUUGCGUAAUGAUUUCAAAACACUGAAACCUCCGUCCGUCAAAAAAGACCUCACUGGACAGGAAGUACUGGGCAAGGAGGAUAAACGCGACGACAUGAGAUCUAAUUCCAAUACUAAUCUCGUGUAAAUGUGAGACAGUAAGAAACAGAAUAAAACCUUCAGGUUAUUUGCAAAUAAUAUACGCUAAAAGAAUA
Messenger RNA from Pieris brassicae (large cabbage white), 923 nucleotides. RefSeq lists its product as uncharacterized. The record is from RefSeq and is a predicted model, not a curated record. Bases 161 to 856 code for a protein of 231 amino acids. The transcript has 4 exons. NCBI's taxonomy places the organism in Eukaryota, Metazoa, Arthropoda, Insecta, Lepidoptera, Pieridae.